Molecule: messenger RNA, 1561 nt
Organism: Atta colombica
Lineage: Eukaryota; Metazoa; Arthropoda; Insecta; Hymenoptera; Formicidae
Gene: PIG-U
Product: phosphatidylinositol glycan anchor biosynthesis class U protein
Exons: 4
Coding region: 256-1527 (423 amino acids)
Biological process (GO): attachment of GPI anchor to protein; protein localization to cell surface
Cellular component (GO): GPI-anchor transamidase complex; membrane
Source: RefSeq, a predicted model, not a curated record
GCGGCGUCUUGAUUUCUUCACAUUUACAGCAUGAUCUCUACGCGAUAAUUGAAGUAGAUGCGUAAAACGUAUCGUGCGGAUUAAGUGACGACCGAAUCAGGAAAGAUCCGCAGGAACUUUCAGUUUAUCAAUAACGGUACUUCAUCGUUAUUCUCGUUGGUAAAUAUCCUGGACACCGGUGUUACGAGAGGUUACGUCUCCGCGAGCGGGACAAAUGAAUCGAUUGUGGUAGUGGGAACAGAAAGAUAAGGGAUCAUGUCAAGAAAGUGGUUGUCGAAUUUCGCGCUAGCCGGUACCAUCAGAUUGCUGAUAAUGAACUCCGAGUACCAAAAGAUCAUCGGUAACCGUGUCGAGGUGUCGACUGCCUUAAACUCCUGGAAGAGAGUAACCGAAGGAGUUUAUCUGCAUAAAUUUGGCAUAGACCCAUACGAGGGAGAUCUAUUUCACGAGACUCCAAUUGGCUUAUAUGUGUUCACUCUGAUGCAGGAAUACUUACCUCAAUGGGCAUUAUUUCUACUAUUUGUUGUCGUUGACUUAACGACUGCCCUGUGCCUCGCUCAUGCAGCAAAACAUUACGCAUUUGAAUUGACAAUGAAAAAGAAAGAGGAAAAGGAUGAGAAGGAGCUUAGUAAAGAUGUUCCCAACACGUCUGCUCUGUACGUUUCCACAGCAUAUCUAUUUAAUCCAUAUAUAAUACUAAACUGCAUUGGCCUAACAACUACGGUUUUUACUAAUCUACUUUACUCAAUCGUGCUGGUGUCAAUGACGAGACGCUCUGUGCUUUGGAGUUGCGCAACGAUAGCGUUAUUAACAUUGCAAGGACUCUACCCCAUGUCACUUAUGGUACCGGCAACUAUUUACGUCGCUACUACGGCGAAGAACAGAAAAAUCAGUAUUGUUACGAUGCUAAUUGUAUUUACGAGCAUCCUGGCAAUCCUAUUUGCUGUUUCUUAUUGUAUCAUGGGAAGCUGGUCUUUCUUAUGGAGUACCAUUGGUUUCAUUCUAACUGUUCCGGACUUACGUCCGAAUAUCGGACUGUAUUGGUACUUCUUCACAGAAAUGUUCGAGCAUUUCAGAUGGCUUUUCAUCGCAUCUUUUCAGAUAAAUGUCAGUUUAUUGUACAUAGUCCCUCUAGCGCUACGGUUGCGACGUGAUCCAAUGUUACUGGCAUUUUCCUACCUGGCGAUAGCUGCCAUAUUCAAAUCUUAUCCAUGCAUCGGAGACGUGGGUUUCUAUAUAUCUCUACUGCCGCUGUGGAAACAUUUGUUCCAACAUAUGCAACAAGGAUUCAUUGUAGGUUGUUUUUUACUGUUUUGCACGGUCUUUGCCCCAACUGUGUGGCAUCAGUGGAUCUAUUCUAGGUCAGCGAACGCCAAUUUUUACUUUGGAGUAACACUGGCGUUCGCCAUAGCACAAAUCUUCCUUCUGACGGAUAUCUUAUUCGCCAGCGUAAAAUACGAGUUCGCAGUUCAGCACGGUAUCGAUAAGAAAAUUAAUGGGAAUGAGGCUAAACUGCUACUCGAGUAAAAUAGGCUUUUUUUAGAGCGAAAUGUACAAUACC